Aspergillus aculeatinus CBS 121060 is the source of this 477-nucleotide messenger RNA. RefSeq lists its product as uncharacterized. The transcript has 2 exons. NCBI's taxonomy places the organism in Eukaryota, Fungi, Ascomycota, Eurotiomycetes, Eurotiales, Aspergillaceae. Bases 153 to 413 code for a protein of 86 amino acids. The record is from RefSeq and is a predicted model, not a curated record.
ACUGGCGGGGCAUUGGGCUGCCCCGCGGUACAUGGCUGUGAGUGCGGUGUACAGAAGAGCGUCUGGUAGGAACCAGGGCUGUUGGAUGAGAACUGGAACAUCAGCCCAUCGAGGCAACACUAGCUACGGAGUGGUCUUGCUCUCCUGAGUCUAUGCGCUUGUCUUCCGCUUGCCUGUCUGUUCGGUUGCUUGCCUCCUUAACUCAGCUCUUGUUGUUUACUUCUGCUUAUCACCCUCUCUAUCCUCGGUUGGUCGCAAAGUCCAUCGAGUCUAUUGAGGCGGGAUCUGCCCCUCGUGCCUCCAAGCACAGCCUACAUACUGCAACGGCCCCCAUCUCGUUGGUGGGGGUGAAGGAGAAACUGUCUCGGAAUCGUCCAUUGCUUUCUUACCCUUCUCUGCUGAUACAACACUAAUCCCGCGGGCGCUCUUAGCCGGUAUACUUGCUUACGUCUCCUGAUAUCUUUCGUCAUCUCUACC